GCUAUAUCGUCUUUGUGGAUAAGGCUGCUUGUGUUAGGUUGUCCACGAAGACCACCAUCUUCAAACUCCAAUUAUCGUCAUUCUCUUCACAUGAUUCGAGUACAAUCCUCAAUUUGCCGAAAGUCUGUACCUUCCGCGGAAUCUAGUUCUUAGAUUGCCUCUACAGUUGCAAUUCCAUCUCUUGGUCGAGUGGAUUGUCGCUUCUGUGAAAUGCGAGAGUAACUGACAACGGGAUUUGUCGUCAAGCUUCAAACAUCGGGUUUGGGAAUGGCGACCACUGUGAUGCAAGCAGUUGUUUUGCCAGCUUGGGGCACUCUAAGGGCAGGGGUUUCGAAUGACAAUGACUCCUGCGGGAACACUCGAAGUUUAUAUGUCAUUGCUACUGAUUCGCCGUCUGCUUUGAGGUUAAGAAAUGUAUCUCUGUGUAAUUCUAAAGUCAUUACAAAAUGUAUUGUCCGUCGCGACGUAACCAGCAAUAUCUACGGGGAUAAGAAACAAGGUAGUAGGCUAUUUAGUAGGAAGAAUUCAUACUCCAGUGGCGCUGAAGGGGCGGCAUACGUUGUGAAGGAAGUGACCGAUGAGGACUUGGAAAAGCAAGUAGACCCAGCGGAUAUUCGCGUUCUUGCUGCGAUAAGAAGUAGGUAUAACUACAUAUCUGUAAUGGAGGUAGACCGGGAAGCCGAUCAUCUGCUUGCAGGGGCGCGCAUACUCCUCUUGGACAAUCCUGGUUGCAUACACACAGUGUACUACGAACACAAUGUGCUCACAAACUCAUACUACGACGUAUUGGCAACUGUCGCACCCCUUAUUCCAGACGGCCCCGUAGGAAUCCUUGGCCUUGGAGCCGGCGCUACUGCCCACAUUCUGCAUCACUUCUUCCCCACCUUGGAAAUGCAUGGUUGGGAACUUGACCCGGACAUCAUAACCAUUGCGCGCCAGUUUUUCAAUCUGUCUCAACUGGAGGGAUCGACCGAGGCUGAAAUUGACGGGUCCUCCACAGCAGCAGCUGUAAAGAAACCCGGUUUCAUAGAUCAAGAGAUUGCGACCAAUGAGAAACCUCAGACAGGUUUAGGAAAGUUGGCUGUGCACAUUGGAGACGCUGUGGGUCCUGAGGUAUCUGUAGAAGGUGGGUUUGCAAGCUUGAUUGUUGAUCUGUUUGCAGAAGGACGCGUCAUUCCUGCUCUUCAGGAUCCCCAAACCUGGGAGAAACUCAAAGCUACAUUGCGACCUGGAGGGAGAAUCAUAGUUAAUUGUGGCGGUGAUCGACUAAUACCUGGACAAGAGAGCAAGAGCCCCGGCCAGCUUUACAUGGAAGAGACUAUCGCUGCCAUGGGGAAAGUGUUUCCAGGUGAAUUGUCGACACGGUAUCUGGCUAGAAAAGGGUUUAACACCGUAGCUAUCACAGGGCCCUCUCCAGACACAGCGUCCUGGCUUCAAGCUCUUCCUGAACCAUUGCGAGACGGUGUUACUGAAUGGAAGCCUGUGUCUUGAGAGGGUUUAGGGUUUAAGGUUACCAUCUUUGUCCUGUUAACUUGACAUAAAACAUGUUAUCUUUCUUCAUUUUCUGGAGUUCUGAUCAGUUAUCUUGACAUGAACUUCAUUAACUUUAUUCUUUUUAUUGAGAGUUUUGCUUCUAUAAUUUUAGAGCACUGAAAAGGUUCUAGGUUAACUAUUUAUUAACCAGUAUUGUGUUGUA
Molecule: messenger RNA, 1696 nt
Organism: Physcomitrium patens
Lineage: Eukaryota; Viridiplantae; Streptophyta; Bryopsida; Funariales; Funariaceae
Biological process (GO): polyamine biosynthetic process
Molecular function (GO): thermospermine synthase activity
Source: RefSeq, a predicted model, not a curated record